Molecule: messenger RNA, 2446 nt
Organism: Scomber japonicus (chub mackerel)
Lineage: Eukaryota; Metazoa; Chordata; Actinopteri; Scombriformes; Scombridae
Product: threonine synthase-like 1
Exons: 3
Coding region: 138-2315 (725 amino acids)
Biological process (GO): amino acid metabolic process
Cellular component (GO): cytoplasm
Molecular function (GO): pyridoxal phosphate binding
Source: RefSeq, a predicted model, not a curated record
CUGACUGCUGCUUUCACGUUUUACAGAAACCACGUUGUUUCCACAGACUUUAUUUAAUCAUUUAUUAAAAGGGGGUUGAGAUACAGAAAGCCUCCAUUUCACGCAAAUAAGUUGAUUUGCUGUCAUUUCACCUCUAAAUGGGUUUACUGAAUGCAAGUCAGUUUGCACUAAGAGCUGUCAGAUGCUACCUGAGACCAUUUCCAAACUCAAAAUCAUGGCUGUCCACCAAAGCCUCCCUGCUGGGGGACAGGAACAUCCUGCUCAUGGGUCCUCCAGGAGCAGGGAAGACCACAGUUGGAAGGAUAGUGGCCCACAAACUGGGACUGCCUGUCAUUGACGUUGAUGACGACGUUUUGGAGACAACAUGGAAGAUGCCAGUUGCUGCCAAGCUGGCUGCGAUUGGUGGAGAGCGUUUCCUGGAGGAAGAAGGACAAGCCCUGUGUAAUUUCUCUGCCUCUGGGUGUGUUGUUUCCCUGACAGGCUCGAACCCUCUUCAUGCUGAGGCGAUGCAGCACCUCAAACAGACUGGGCUGAUUGUUUACUUGGACGUGCACAGUGAGGACAUCAUACAGAGACUCGCCAGGAUGAAGGUGAACAGGAUAGUGGGCCAAGAGGCAGGGGUAUCCAUGAAGGACAUUUUGCAAUACAGGAAACAUUUCUAUGAGAAAUGGCUCGAUGUGCGGGUGUUGUGUGGAACAGGUGACACAGUGGAGGAGGUGGCGGAGAAGGUGCUGAAAGCUGUGGAGAGAUAUCAGAACCAUGCUGGAGAAACGUAUGUGUCAACUAGGAGUGACAGCCAAGGAUCAUCCAACCAGAAAACAUACUUCAGUGAUGUGGUGGUUGAGGGUCUGGCCACAGAUGGAGGCCUCUAUGUACCCAAAAAUGGCUUCCCAAAGAUGGAUGCUCGUGAAUGGCUGCGACUAGCUGACAUGUCAUACCCAGAGCGAGCGUUAGUUUUGCUUGAAAAGUGCAUUCACCCAUUACAUGUCUCUGCUGUGGAUCUAAGACAGAUGGUAUUUAAGGCAUAUGGGUCUAAUUUUUCCAGUGAGGCCAUCGCACCUGUAAAACACCUGAUGCACAAUCAGUAUGUUCUGGAGCUUUUUCAUGGCCCCACCGCCUCAUUUAAGGACCUCGCUUUGCAGCUGAUGCCCCAGCUCUUUACUUACUGCCUCCCAUCAUUGUGCAACUACCUCAUCUUAGUAGCCACGUCCGGAGACACUGGAAGCGCAGUGCUGAGUGGCUUCAGCAGGCUCAGCAGCACUGACAGACAAAGGACCGGGGUGCUGGUCUUUUUCCCAGAGGAAGGAGUGAGUGACAUUCAGAAGCUCCAGAUGACGAGCUACAAAGACGGUAAUGCCCGGGCUGUCAGUGUCCUGUCAGACUUUGACUUCUGUCAGAGAAGCAUCAAGAGGAUGUUUGGAGAAUCCGGGCUGACUGGGUACCUCGCUGUGGAGUACGGCACGGUCCUCAGCACCGCCAACUCCAUCAACUGGGCACGUUUGUUACCACAGGUGGUUUACCAUUCCUCCGCCUAUCUCAACCUGUGCAGAGAUGGUGUUAUCACGUUCGGGGAGCCCAUUGAUGUUUGCAUCCCCACUGGUAACUUUGGCAACGCCAUGUCAGCUGUGUACGCCAAGCAAAUGGGCAUCCCGAUAAGAAAAGUCAUCUGCGCGUCCAACCACAACCGCAUCAUCACAGACUUUAUCAGCACAGGCGAGUACGAUCUCCGGGGACGACCUCUGAUGCUCUCCCACUCCCCGGCUAUAGAUAUCCUGAAAUCCUCCAACCUUGAGAGGUUUAUCUACCAUGUCUCAGGCGGAGACAGCCAUCUUGUUAAGGACCUGUUCACAUGCUUAGACAAACAGCAGCACUUUCAGGUUCCUGAGCCUCUUCUUGGCAAGAUACAGCAGGAAGUGCAGGCUGGCUGGUGCUCUGAAGACGACUGCUUGGCCGCCAUCCAGAGCGUUCACACACGGACAGGCUACGUCAUGGACACACACACCGCCGUGGCUAAAGUUGUGGCUGAUAGGCUGCAGGACGGCUCGUGCCCCGUGGUGCUUUGUUCCACUGCUCACUACGGGAAAUUUGCUCCCGCUGUGUUCAAAGCGUUACAAAUCCAAAAUAUUCCAGAGGAUCCUGUGGAGCAGCUGAAGAAGCUGGGAUCAACUACAUCCAGACCAGAAAUGCACAGAGACAUGAUGGCAUGCCUGGAGGAGAAUGGCAGGAAGGGACACACUGUUUGUCAGGCAGAUUAUGGUGUGCUGGUAGAAGAAGUGGAGAACAUGAUACAGGACUCCUUUUUGAAAGUUAUGUAGGGCUACUUUAGCUUCAUCAUGAAUUUAGGUCAGAAUGAAUAAUUUACAAAUAGUAAUAUUACUCUUUUUAUGUCCUGUACAUAUCGUGUAUCAUAUGUAUUACACUUUUUUAAAGAAAAUGUUAUAAAAUU